AUGGAUAAGGAGGUAAGUGAUUUCAUUUCGGGGGGAUAUUUAAGAUAAUGUUGCUCCGUAAUAUUUUUUUGCUUCAUAAUAUUAUUCAUAAGAGUGACAGGGAGGAAGCAGGCAGGCAGGCAGUUCCCCUUUUUCUGUUACUGACAAGUGAAGGGGAUGAUUAACGAGAGUUGUAGACAAUGUACUAGUAAUAGAGAGAGGGGGGCCCAUAGAAGUUAAACAAAAGUGCCUUCAAGAAUUUAGAGUAUUCCCAGGGAUCUAUAGUAGAACCUCAUUGUGCCUGUCUACUGUUUCUAUUUUUGAUUAGAUUUAUAAACACAGCACCACAUAUUUUCAUGUGGCUUUGUAGCCCAGGGGCAGAACGAGAUUGACUGCACUGAAACUGUGAGGCUUGUGAAUUUCGGGCAAGGGACGGAGUGAAAUAAGUAGUGUAAUUGUUUUUGUGGAGUGACCGUGGGACCUCCUCUGUUCUGAAUUACACAUGGUUCAACCCUUUGACCUAACCAACCUCGGCAAAGCCUGGUAGAUCUCCUAAAGCUGUGCUGAAAGGUCCUAUCAGUGACAUGUUGGAACAUUAUCUGUCAUGCGAGAUGUGUGCCAACAACCAUAUUAAACUACAUUAAUUACUACCGAGGCCCACAUUUGUGACAGUCUCAACUUCGCUUACCCCCAUCGUCAUGUUGCUUAUUGUUCAAAAAGGACGUACAAAUGGGCCGUUUGUUGAAUCGGAAUACGGCGACAGUGUUUUAUUUUAAAUUGCACUUUUGGAGAACAUUCAUAUUGGUUGUGCCCUUGUUCUUUUACACCAGUGAUGAUUUUUGUGAUGGGGUGGGGGAGGGGGAAGAAAAAUGUCAGUAAUAGGUUAAAGAACUCUCAGGAUAAGAACAGCAGUAGCAUAGAAAGAGUUACAUAUUCUAUUGCUUGCAUUUUUUGUGCAUCAGAAGUUUGGUGUGUUUUUUUAAGUGAGAAAAUGGUAUAAUAAUUUUACAAUGAACAUGCUAAUUCAUUAUGACUGUUUCUUUAAAAGUUUUUUUAUGCCAGUUUCCUUAGAACACAGUGUCAAGAACUCAGUUUAAUUACUUAGAAUAUUCAUUGUGUCUGAUAAUUUCUAUACGUACGUGAAUGUGUGUACUCACAUCCUAGCAGGGCAAUGCAUUAAAGAUAUCCAGCGUAAGUAUAUAAGGUGAAAACCUUAGCUUGAAAUAGGUUUAAUUUGGACAAGUAAUUUUAUGAUGAAGCUUAAUUGUUUAACACUACACUGUAUACAGGAAUGUAUAGGUCAGCUAAAUCUAGGCAUAUAUGUAUUAUAUUCUGUGCUAUGGGACCACAAACAUUUUUUUAAAAGGAUUUAGCUGUGGCUCUUUUGUCAUAUAAACUUUUUUUUAACAAAACUGAUGUUGCCUUUUAUUUUCCGCUUGGGAUGGUGCUAGCAAGUCAGCUGCAAAAAAGAAAACAGCAAAACUACAUUUGACCCCACCAAGUGUCAUGCUCAUUAGCAGUAAACCGUUUGCUCUUCUUAAAGCAGGCAGGUGCAAAUUGCAAGCUGUUUCACUCUGGCUGUUAUUCCUUAAAUAGAUGGAGUAAUAAGGCGAGGAUUGGCAGGUUGGUGGGAGGUUCUGUCCCCACCUGCAUACAGGAAAGUUUUAAUACUGUUGGACCAGGAAAAUGCAGGAAUUAAAAUACAGCAGUUGAUGUACCAAUACAAUUGAGCUGGUUUAACAGAAGGGAUAUGCGCGGCGUUGUAAGAUAUUGUCCAUAUUUAUCUAGGGUGAGUUCUGGAAGCAGAGCUCUGUUUUAUGUUUAAAGGCGAAUGCUCUCACUGAAGUGAAUGAAAACAGAAGCCAACAUACCUGUUCCUGUUUACCAUCAUUACACUCCUUAGAGCAUUUCAGGCACUAUUAAGUUCCUGGAAUCCUACCAGAUUGACAAUAUAUUUUCCAGCUACCACAACUCUUUUGGCUGUAUUCAGACAAGAUCCCAAAGGCGAGGAAGACUGUGGGGCCGGGGGAGGAGGAGGAGGAGGGAGUCCACGGAUGAAUCUGCUGAGCUAGUUUGCUGAUGCUUCAAACAGUUGUUCAUUUUAAGGACACCUCAUUUAAUUUCAUGGAAGAGACACAGCAUGCCAGCCUGUGUCUCAAUCUAAGGUAUGCAUUUCCUAAAAGGAACUAAAACUCUGUCAUUCCAAAGGCACUCUUCUUUUUGACUCCUAGCCUGCAUAGGGACUGCUGUCUGGAAGUGGUAACUUUAACUUUAACUCUAAGCCUGCUGAUGAGGUCUGUCUGUAUGAUCUUCGCCAAGCAGAUAAGGGUAGGGAGACAGCUCAGAGCACAGCUUGUUUACAGCGGGACAGGAGAAAACAGCAAGACACAAAUGUGGGCUGACGUUUUCAUGAAGCACAAUGGGUUGAUCACAGAUUCAAUCUGACUGCCCUGAACUGAGCGAUGAUCCGUACAGUAUGCAAAAUUCACUUUCUGGCUGGUCUGUGCCCACCAGCUUCGCAGCAGCUUUUGCAGAACCCCUGAGCCAUGGCUUUGAGUGGAACCAGAACUGAACACGGCUUUGUUGUACCCAAUUCCUUCUGACAACAAUCACAUUCUUUUAAAAACUUCAUAGGUUUUAGUUGUCACUGGUUAUAAAUGAGGAUUGUUGUUGUUGUUGCUGCUGCUGCUGCAGCUGCAGCUGCAAUACUGGCUGUGUUCGCACAUAGACAUUAUUACCGUGUUCCAGAAUCAGUUUUACGAAAGCAUUCCAUUCGUUUCAGUGACACAAGAUCCCCAACAGAAAUAACAUUGGGUUGCUUUCUUUGCUGAUUAAACUGUGCAGAGACGGCCUCGUCCUUCGAAAGGAUUUCUCUCUCCUUUUUAAAAAACAAUUUCUAAGUCAUCAUCACAUUCAACUUAUGAGUAUUUAACACAGUGAGUGGGAAAGAUGUCAGAGUGUCCCCUUAAAAAUAUGCGCUGUUAAUUUAAGGAGGGAGAAAAUGGAAAUCAUCAUUACAUUUAAAAAAGACUUGAAAAGCGUCAUACAGCUACAUUAGACCUAUAAGACCCAGAGAAAUGGGUCACUGAGUCAACAUCCUCUCUGCAGCAAGCACAUGCACGUGUUUUUGUGUGUGCUUUUUUAAAGGAUAAUUUUUUUAAUUGUUGAAUCAAAUUGCUGGGAGGGGGCAAGAGUAAUAUCAAGCCCUCUGCUUCUCCUGCCACCAUAUUUCUCUUCCUUCUUCCCACCAGAUGUAAAAUCCACAGUAUACUACAAGCAAAGAGCAGAAGAAAACAAAAGUGUUCCACACCAAACAGAUAGUUUCAGGUGAUUCAGUCAGCAGUGCAAAUUUAAAAAAAGGAAAGCGUGGGAAGAUUUCACCAAAUAUUCUUGAAGGUGGGAUGAAAUUCUGAAAUAGAACUCCCUGCAACUUUAAUUUAGAUUUCUUCAACAUGAACACUGCCACCAAUUCCCUUGGAAUGCCAUUAAAUCUUCCUAGUAGCUUACAGAAUUGGCUUAGGUUUGAGAUUGACACGAACACCGAGGAUCAAACCAACUGUUAACUAAGAUUGCUUGUUAAGGAGAUAUUUUGUACAUAAGGAAAUGCUGAUAUGUACAUUGGGGUCUUAGAUAGAUAGACGGACAGAUAAUUUAUUACGGUCAAAGACCAUCUCGCAUUGGGAUCUUAAGUGUGCUUGAUUAGCCCUUCCAAAGACUCAAGAGAUACUGUUGCAGACACCAGGUUCCAAGUGGCUUUUGCAACAAGCUGUAUCCCAAAUCCACUCAUUACCUAGUCCAGCCAUUGGAUACAUUCUGCCUCUGCCACACAAGCUCAACUGGUUAUAUUUCUAGAUGCUUGGAUAGUUCAGUUGAUUUUUAAAACCUGCUUAUCUAACCUCCUUCUGGCAAGACCUUUGCACAGAACCUUUGCACACAAUCACUGGCUCUUUUCUUUCGAGCUUCACCAGCUAAGUACUUUUUUUUUUGUUUUUUUAUAAAAUUAUUGUUACAAAAUUGUACACACAUAGAUGAUAAAAUAUGACAUGACUAACAAAAAAUGGGUCACUAGGGGUGUAGAAAAGUACCAAACAUAUUAUUUCAUAGUACAUAACGGUGAGGUGGUUACAGUAAACCAGUAAAAUGAAUUCUUCAAUAAAUCAACUUGGAAAACAGAGUAAUAAGAGAGAGCCAAUGAGUAGCGCCUGCUUUUCUACACCACAUUGCAAUAUUUGUUGUAUUCCUCAUCCAUGUGUUGUUACAUUUGUAUAUUUAAUAAAAACAUACCAUACAGUGUAAAAAAAAUCUUUUCCCCCCUUUUCCCUUGCCAUCUUCAAUUUUUGCGACAGCUUUCCCCUUAUGGCCGUUUACCAGAAUAUAUUAUACCAGUGAUCCAUAUUCAUUAACCACAAGGUUUUUCCAAGCUCUGGCCAUUACCUUUCUAGCUGCUGUUAAUGAAUAUGUUAUUAAUUCCUUACUUCUUAAUUGGUCCAUGUCUGAAGUAUAUAAAUUAAGGCUAACCCCAGAGUUUUGGGGAUUGUCCGAGCUGUAAUCUGAGAUACCUCUUUAAAAACUUCCUUCCAAAAUUGUUCAACUUGAAGACAUUCCCACCACAUAUGUUGGUAUGUACCUAUAAUUUGGCAUCCUCUCCAACAUAACAGAGAGCUUUUGGGUUUUCUAUAAGAUAAGCACCUUGGUGCUAAAUACCACUCCUGCACAAUUUUUAGUAAACAAUUCCUAGUAGUUGCUGAGAUUUAUAUGGUGCUUUUGUCCAUACAUUGUUCCAUUUAUCCUCUUCAAUGUUUAUAUCCCAGUUUAAUUCGUACCAGCUUUUUAUAUGACAGUCUGGGGGCUAAAACUUUUGUCUAUUUUCCCCCAUGAUCUAGUGCCCCACCAAGCUCAUUCUGCCCUCGGCAGCCCCCACCUGCCUCCCUUCUUUCUUAUAUCCAGUUUAAAGGAUGGCACUGGCUGCCAGCAAAUGGAGCUAAGCUAGUUGGCUCUGCCUUUCAUUUGUUGUAGCGCCAUCUACUGUUGGUCUUCCAGCCUUCUUCCCUACCAGUCACAAUCAGCACCAGCCCCUGUUAAUCCUGCUCCUCCAGUGCCUGAGGCCUAUUCCAUUGUCCCAGCAGCAGCUAUUAAUUCCUUUUAAAACAACAACAACCCAGAUACCUUAUUUAUGUGUCUCCUACAUGGCACUGAAUUUGUCUCUUCCUGGUUGCUUCACCUCUGGAGAACGUCUCAGCCUUUGAGGAAGCUCAAAUGCCAAUGAUAUUUAAAAGUCUCAUGCUGUAAAUCUAGGCUAAUGUUCAGUGUGAUAUGUAAGGCAUUAAGAAUGCAAGUCAAGUAUCAGUAUUAGUUAAUUGUAUUUGAAUAGUUCUUUAUGACAGAUCAUAACUGUGAAAUGCAAUGAAACAGAGUCUAUUUGUAUAAAAAUUAGCAGUAUCCUGAACUUUUAUUUUUUUAAAGCAGGGAUUUAAAGCCAUGUAAACAAAAUUUGGCAACUGAAGCUGAUUUAAGACAUUAAAUGCCACAAGGUUAAUGACACCCCCAAAGCAUUUGGAAAUAUUAAUCUUUCUUUUUCUCUUUCUUUCUUUCUUUCUUUCUUUCUUUUUUUGGAAUGACUAAAAUAAUCAGAGAAGCCAACUAUUUUUCUCUGUCUCUUAUUUGCUUUAUUGAAUACUUAUUUAGUGUUCAUUAAAGAAAAUGUAUGUCUUAACCUGCCUGUACUAUAAUUUACUAUCACUUGGAUUAUAGUUUAAUUAUUUUGACAGAGUAUUAUUUGUGACUAUGACAUACAUCAUUUUAUGCUUUCUCUCUCUACCAUUCAGAGAGAAAGACAGAAAAUGAUAAAUGAUAAUAAAUAUUUUAAUUGUUCCAUUCAUGGCGGCAAUUUUGAGGAUGCAUAGGAUGUCAUUUUGUCACAAUCUGGCAUUGAAAAAUAAGCACUGCACUGAAAAGUAUAAUAGCCCUAGCAGUUUGUGAGUUUAACUUUUCUAUUUAGUUACAAACAUCAUACAAUUUAUUCUGGAGUGAACUCAUGAAAUUUGUAAUGUGUCUGUGGAGUGGACAGUUUGCAAAGCCUGUCUACAUAAAAUAGAUCAUUGGUGGGGAGAUGGAGGGGAAGGGUCUGUUGGCAGCUCUUGGGUAAGAAAACCUCCAUGGAUCCUCUUUCCUGAAUGUGCCACCCUCUACCUUACUGCUGUUGAUGCUGCCCAUUUGUUUUCUCUCUUCCUCUUGUCCCAAGCUGCCCAGAAAAUGAGGGCAGGGAGCUCUUAGCUGCUGCCUGACAGGGGCAGGAGUCAGGAGCAUGUCAACAAUAAAUCACAUGAGUAAGUGAAGUUAACUCUUUAUUAGAAGAAACAAGGGCUGCUCAGAUCUAAUGGGCAUAGCAACUCUUCUCAGUUGAUCUUGCUUCUAUGAGCCAGUUGUGGAGACUAAAUGUUCCUCUCUUCUCACAGCUGCCCAAGUCUCCUCCCCCAGGUACUUCCUAAGCAAUCUGAGACUGGACCGGUGCACUUGUCUAUGUUCCUCCUUCUUCAUACCACUUCUGGUUCUGGGAGACCAGUAGGAAGGGGAGCUUGUCGCAGCAGGAGGGGGAGAUGCCCUGGCUUCUUCAUUUGCUUGACACAUCUUUGCUUCUUGCCCCUCCCCCUGCUUCCGCUUCCGCUUCUGAUUCUGAUUCUGGACUUCUCUGCCAUGGAAUCUUCCUGCUCACUAAACCCUGUUAUCUCUUUAGCUUCCAACACUUCCUUCUCAGUCUUCUCUCUCUUCUGCCUCUGACCACUCAUUGUCAUCCCACCGCCAAUCCCUGGGCUCUGAGCCUUCUUCCCUUGGGUGUUCCCCAGCUGUAGCCUCCCACCAUCCCGCUGCGUCCAACCAGUCCAUGACAUCGCCCCUCCAUCUCCUUGCUCCCAUCUAGCAAAGAUGGCAGGGAAGCAAGCAACAUCAGCAAGGAGCAGGAAGAAGACCAGGGAGCUCAUUGGGCUGACAGUGGACUCUCUGUUGAGACAUGGGUCUUGGCAGGUGCCUGAAGCUGCCCACCCCUGAUGCUGGCCUUUAGUUUGUUGGAUAAAUAUGAAAUUUCCAACUUGCUACCAUCUAUGAUUGCCACCUUUAAGCUAGUAAAUUAUCCAUGCAGCUCAGUGAAUCAAGAUAAGGAGGACCAAUGGAAUCUCUUUGCACCUUCCUUCUUUCCUUAUAAGGUACUAGCAGCUUUGUACUCAGUAUUGCUCAAGAAGUCUAAGAAAUAGAGAAUCAGUGCAGUUUUGAAAGGCUCAUUCCACCAUCGAAAUUAUUCGAAAUGGGGAUGAUGGGGCUUGUACUGUGGCCAACAUAUUUUCCAGCUGAUGGAGAAGUUUGAGAUGACUCCUGUGUCUGACAGAAUCUCUCAGCUCCCACCUUGGGGAGAGGAAGAUGGCAUAGAAGAGGACUGGGUGAGCAAGAGAUUCGAGACACCUCACUCCUGCUUUCAGCUCACCACUAGUUGGAACGCACAUUCUCUGCUCACUACACAAAUGCCUUAAAAUGCAGCGAACAUGUGUCCAAACCACUUCCAGCGCUCUAUAGAAUUGAUGACAAUUUUUGCUCUGAGUGUUGACCUGCUACUGCCAUUCUGAACACCUAUAAAGCCCUUCAUAAUGUUCAAAAUGAAUCACAUACAUUACCCCAGCAAUCUGUGCAAGAACUCUAUAAGAUAGGCCAGUAACAUUAUCCCUAUAUUUUCAGGUUGAGACAUGGUGGCUGGCUGAAAGUUCUCAAGUGAAUUCUUUGGUUCAGGACUAUUCUUCAGGGUAGCCCACUUUUGUACUCACAUACUUAUUAUUUAGACAGUUUUGCACGCAUACGUUUGCCCCAGCUUUUGAAACUUUGUCCUGAAACAAUUUAAGUUUGUGUAUUUAAUGCAUGAUUUAAGAUGAAGCUAGCUUUUGGGCUCCAAGUACUAGUGAUGACAGCAAGCCCAUUUGCUUAAACUCAGAUUUUCCUCCAGUCAUAUAUUAAGCAGAGGUGGGGGUACACUCUUGAGAGCAAAAAUGAUACAGAGGUGAAUGUUCCUGCACCCCCUGCCCUUGGGAUUGCAUGUGUGUAUUGAAUAGUCCCUAGACAGAUGGGUGACUAUAAAUGAUGAAAGCCAAACAAACUCAUCCAUCCUCACAGCUUCUCUCUAAGACACUUUCCUUCCAGCUGGGCUCACUUUUGAUAGUGGAGAGCAGCAGGGCUGGUGGUUGAGAAAGAGAAAUGGCAUUAAGGGAUACACUGUGCAGAAGUCAGCCACGAGCAGAGGGAGGCUUGCCCAUUCUCAUCUGCACACCGUUUUAUAUGCCAUUGGAGCUGCUUCUAAGUACAGUUUGAGCAUUUGCAAUAAAUCUGGUUCUCUAGAUAAGUCUUGUCCUCUGGUUUUUCAUUGUUUGGGGUAAAGUAUCCAAAAAACCAGCAUUUUGGGUGCUUUUUCUUUUGCUAAUUUUUACAAACACUGUGAGGACACAAGUGAUAACCAUCUUUGGCACUGGCAACAGGAAUCUGAAGAAAUAAAAAUGCAUUUACCAUUAUAAACAACAGUUGAUGCUGUUUCCCCCCUAUACCCAGUUCAGUUCACCGAAUAGUGAAUCCAAGGUCAAGUUUUCCUUUGAUGAAGAGUCUUUGUCUUAAUUAUAAUACAAAAUAAUACAAAAGGAAGUAUUUUAAUGUGACCUUCAUUUGGCAUUUGUCUUAACUUUCCUUCUCCUGUUUUUAUUUAAUUCUUCCACUCUGUUGUUCAAUUAGUGUUUGACCCCUUAGCGGAGAUGUAAAUUAAAUGACAUUUCAAUGCCAUCCCAUAUUUAAAAUACUGUGUUAGUUGUGGAUCAUAAAGGGUAAUCUUCGUUCUUAAGCUAAUUUAUUCAUUUAACAAUUUCCCUCCAGAAGUUCCAGCAGAAGGCUCUGAAACAAACUAAGCAGAAGAAAUCCAAGUCGGCUGAAUUUCUGAUGGGUGAGCCUUGCUUGAUGAGUUAUUGCUCAUAAUUUGUGUAAGGAUUAAUUAACUAAUUACAGACAAAUGGCUGUGGGCAAAAUUUUGCUCUUGCUUGUCAGGGUGCAAUUUGUAAUUAUUUUAAUCAUUUAUUCUCUCCCCCCCUCCUUUUUAUAUAAAGAGUUAAUUUUAACCUAAUUCUGUUUUGGUGCCGUUUGAUGCUGAUAACUCUCAAGUCUUUCAGUAAAAGGAAUUAUUAGAAGGAAUUUUCUGCUUGUCACUGUUUUGGGCGCUCCUCUGACCUUGCUGCUUCUCCCCCCCCCCUUGCUUCCCAAUAGGAAAAGACGGGAGAGUUGCAGCAGAAGGCAUUGCAAAUCCAGCUUUUAACAUCAGCAGCACAGAUCUUUCAGCAUAUCAGGCUUCAGAGGAGGAAGUUAUUAGACGUGACAAGCCGGGUAGCACCCUUGCAGCUCACCAACAAAAACUCAGGCUGCAAGCCCAAGCUGAACCAAGAGGUGAGCUUUCACUCUUGAUCACCAUCAGAUUGAGUGACAGUGGUUAUGCUCUUGAUCUAACCUGUGCAUUCCAUGGUGUAUAUGAGACAUUCCAUCCUGAUGCGUUCCAAUAGAAACCUGGGAUGCUAAAACUGGGAGGGCAAAAUGAUUGCUGAAAACAUCUGACAUAUACACGUUUGAAGAUCUUUCUUCCCUCUCCUCCUUUUAUAUUCACAUCCUGUUCAUAAUUAUUAGGGAAAUGCAUGGUGAUCAGUGCCAGAAUAAGCUUCAUUGAAAAGUGCCCUCUUCUGUCUUGCCUUAAUAUUUAUGUUGCGUUAAAACUAAGACAGCACUGAAUUCAAGAAUGCUGGCUCCAAGAUUAGAGGGAAGGCUUUUUCAUUAGGCAACAACCACGUAUAAUCCUUUCCCAGCUAUCACCUGAAUGCUGUCUGUCAACCAAUAUUUCCCCCUUAAUUUAUUCUGUUCUUUUUACCUGUGUGUCUACAAAAGCUUAUCACCUCUCAUCUACUAUAGUAAUAGAAAGCCCAUAAUCUUUUUUUCAAUUACAGUCAUACCUCGUGUUAUGUUUGCUUCAUGUUGUGGCUUUUCAGGUUACGAACACGGCAAAGCUGGAAGGGUUUACUUCCGGGUUUGCCGUGCGCGUGCAUGCAGAAGCAAUCGGCGCACUAUGCGCAGAAGCACUCUAUCGUGCUUUGCACAUGUGCACUAGUGGCGCUCUACUUAUGGACUUUUCAGGGUGGGAUCACAUCCGAAGGUAGAGGUACCACUGUAUAGUUUACUAAGUUUCAAUAUUUUUAACAUAUACAAUCAAAACACCGUUUCGUCAUUUCUCUUAUUUUUAUCAACUUCCCACCCCAUUUUCCAUGGAGUUUUUGCUUCUCCCCUUCUGCUGCAUUCUUAUCUAUUAAAUCAUAACCACAGUGUUAUAAUCCAAGAAAGCCAACAAUCUUUUUUUGUUGUGACAACAGUGACUUCUCCUUUAGUAUGAGGCCCUUGCAUUUAAGUUUCCAAGUUUCAUGCUUAGCAUUGUCCUACCUCUGUAAUUUCGGCUUGCCAUACGUCAGGAAAAUUCCUGACAUGUCCUGGUUCCUAGGUGUAAAAAUGGCGUCAUGGGGGAAUUUUGCUGGAACGGCAAUAUGUCAGGGAAAACCCAGAUGUAUGGCAAUGCAAGGAAAAAGCAGCGGAAACAGCUCAAAAACCUUAAAAUCACUAUUUUGGGGGUAGGUUUCUCCCCCAAAAGCUCAGCAUUUUGUGUUUUUUCCUAAAAAAAAACCUCAACAACUUUGCGGGUGUCAGGAAUUUUACUUUUUGAAAUAAGGCAACCCUACUGUUAUUGCCAUAUUGUUUGCUUGUUCAUUUCUUUAGUCUUACCUUCUUCUGUUAAAGAACAGCUUGCAUAGGGUUCACAGGUGGUCUCCAUCCUGGUACUGAUCGAACCCAGACCCACUUAGCAGCAGCACAGUGGCUGGGUCACCUGCCCUUAGGCCAAGGGUGGGAAACCUGUGGCCGCCCAGGUGUUGCUGGACUUCAUUUCCCAUCAUCCCUAGUCAGCAGGCCAUCUGUCAAAGCUGAUGGGAGUCCAACCAGACCCAGAGGGCCACGAGUUUCCCCUAUCUCUGCUUCCAGCCAUGCUCUGAAUUUCAGCAUGCCUGAUGAGAUUUGUGAAUUAAUAUGUCCAUUUCAUAGGGAGAACCACCUGGAAAAAGUUGCAUAAUAGCAUUGAAUUGACAGGUACUAUAUUCCACCCCACCUCCUGCACGUUUCCUGAUUUGACUUGCAUUCUAAGAAUUAAUUUGUUUCGAAAUGAUGUAUUUUUAAAACUAGAAAAAUUCCCAUGGAGAAGCAGAGCACUAGAAAUUGUUAGUUUAUCCAGUUCUGCAUAGUCCAUUAAUUUCUUGAAAGACCUACAUUGGCUCCCAGUACGUUUCCGAGCACAAUUCAAAGUGUUGGUGCUGACCUUUAAAGCCCUAAACGGCCUCGGUCCAGUAUACCUGAAGGAGCGUCUCCACCCCCAUUGUUAUGCCCGGACGCUGAGGUCCAGCGCCGAGGGCCUUCUGGCGGUUCCCUCAUUGCGAGAAGCAAAGCUACAGGGAACCAGGCAGAGGGCCUUCUCGGUAGUGGCGUCCACCCUGUGGAAUGCCCUUCCAGCAGAUGUCAAAGCGAUAAACAACUACCUGACAUUCAGAAGACAUCUUAAGGCAGCCCUGUUCAGGGAAGUUUUUAACGUGUGAUAUUUUACUGUAUUUUUGGUUUCUAUGGAACCCGCCCAGAGUGGCUGGGGAGGCCCAGCCAGAUGGGCGGGGUAUAAAUAAUAAAUUAUUAUUAUUAUUAUUAUUAUUAUUAUUAUUAUUAUUAUUUCAUCCUCCAUUCUUCAAUCGUCGGUAACUCUUCUUGCUUCCAUUUUUGGGCCAAUAAUAUUCUUGCUACUGUUAUUGCAUAUAAAAAGAGCUUACAUUCCUUGCUAUUUAUAUCACUCCCUACAAUGCCUAGUAAAAAUGUUUCUGGUUUCUUUACAAAUGUAUAUUUCAACAUUUUUUAAUCUCAUUAUAUAUCAUCUCCCAGAAGUUUUUCACCUCUUUACAUUCCCACCACAUAUGGUAAAAUGUUCCCUCUUUUUCUUUACAUUUCCAACAUUUAUUAUACAGGUACUAUAUUCUACCCCACCUCCCUCACGUUUUGAUUUGACUUGCAUUCUAAGAAUUAAUUUGUUUUGAAAUGAUGUAUUUUUAAAACUAGAAAAAUUCCCACGUGGAAGCAGAGCACUAGAAAAUGGACAAGUAGACCCAAUGCAAUUUUUGCUUCCGGGAGGAGCAGUGAUUGAGUGAGAGUGGAGGUGAGGUACCAAGUACAUUGCUGGUGCCAAACAUAUUGCUCUGCUUUCCUUUGAACCACAUCAGCGAGGAUGAGAGGGGGAGGAUCUCGUUGUCUGGGCAGCCCAGGACCUCCACACACACUGCCUAGGCCUGGGGCCCGGGCAGGUCACUUUGGUGCUGCUAAUGCAGCAGUUUGUCUUCAGCCCUGGAGGUGCAAUCCAUUGUCUCUCAAGACAGACGGAUGCCAGCAACAAUUCCUGGGGAAGCCUAUGUUCAGUUGUAGUCUUAGCCAUUGCACCUCUAUCAUCUUCUCUGCUGAGUGAGAGAAGCCGUCCCAGUUUCUGAUUUGAUCCCGGAAUGUCCCACUUUCCCUUAGGACAUCCCUAUUUUCAUUGGAGAAAUGUAUGGAAGGGUAUGGAGUUAUCCGACCUCUGAGCUGCCUGAAGGCAAUCCUGUGUAGGGAAGGUUUUUAAAAAAUGUUUUUAUAUAUGUUGGAAGCCGCCCAGAGUGGCUGGGGCAACCCAGUAAGAUGUGUGGAGUAUAAAUAGUAAAAUUAUCGUUAUGGAAUGGGACGUUCCUAUUUUCAUUGGAGAAAUGUUGGAAGGUAUGACAUCCACAGGGAUGUGGGUGGCGCUGUGGGUUAAACCACAGAGCCUAGGACUUGCUGAUCAGAAGGUUGGUGGUUCGAAUCCCCAAAACAGGGUGAGCUCCCGUUGCUCGGUCCCUGCUCCUGCCAACCUAGCAGUUCAAAAGCACGUCAAAGUGCAAGUAGAUAAAUAGGUACCACUCUGGCAGGAAGGUAAAUGGUGUUUCUGUGCGCUGCUCUGGUUUGCCAGAAGCAGCUUAGUCAUGCUGGCCACAUGACCUGGAAGCUGUACGCUGGCUCCCUCGGCCAAUAAAGCGAGAUGAGCGCCGCAACCCCAGAGUCGGCCAUGACUGGAUCUAAUGGUCAGAGGUCCCUUUACCUUUAUCUAUGAUAUCCACACACACCCCAUCAAUAUGAUACUGUGUUACAGUCAGCCCCCCCCCCCCGUCCCCAGUUCUGGCACCUCUCAGGUGGGCACCAUUGCCAUUAUAAGAGAACAAGGGAGGUGUUUGUGGUGAGUUCCGGCACCUCUUUUUCUAGAAAAAUAGCACCGGUUACAGGGAUUCCUUGCCCUUAAGCAUGUCUCAGGUUCUGUCUGGUUCCUUAUGGAUUGAAAUUCCAAUAGUUAAAACGGCUGAAUCGAAACCGCAUUAUUGAAUGGUGCUUAUUAACAGGCUCAGUUCACACCAGCAAGUGUUUUCUGAGCCAUUCAACACACAGCAUUUCCCCAGGAAAGCCAGCAGGUCUCACACUGGCACAAUGCCCUCUGCUGCCUGCAGUAAAAAAGAAUUGCCAACAAAACGACACUGUGCGUGCAGCAUCACAUGUGCAAACAGGAGCAGAUGCAGUCAGUUUUCCAAGGAGAGGAAAGGGAGGGGAGAAGCAGGGAUAGGGAAGGAACGUUCAAACCAUCCUAGACAGACGGGAAUUGAAUCUGCUUAAUGCUCAUGAACAUUAUCCGGGACCUGUCAGCAGUGACAGUUUUAAAGCAGAUCUAAAUGUGGAGAUAGGCACAUAGCACUGAGACAGUACCACUCCCAGUUGCAUCUGGGGAAUAACCUGUCUAAAAGCUGCCUCACACCACGAAAUAUACUCAGAGUUGAGUGUGGAUUUCAUGCUCUUUAUUCAGCUCAUAGUAGUGAGGAAUGAAUGUUCCCCCCAAAAUAUCUGCUUUAUAUACAUUAUUUACACAAUGGGCCGCACGUGAUUGGCUAAUUCCGGGAUUCUCCUGUAGCCAAUCAGGCUGCGGAUUCACUUCCACCUGGAGCUGGAUUGGGUGGCUUCUGUGGACCAAUCAUACUGCUGCAUUGUUCUAGGACCAAUCAGACUGCUGCAUUCUGAAUCCUAUUGUUCUAGGACCAAUCAGACUGCUGCAUUUUGGAUCCUAUUGUUCUAGGACCAAUCAGACUGCUGCCUUUUGUAUCCUAUUCAGCUCAGUACAUAACACACCAGAAUCUGCCUGCAUCUGGAAAACCAGCAGGCCAGGUAAAAGGUGAGGUGCAAAGCCUUCUUCCGCCUGAUACACAAGCCUUCCAAGCAGAGGAAUUAUGAGGCAUUAGGUGCAUUCAACAAAGUGAUUUCCCUCCUUGCACAAAUUCAUUGCUCGAUUCCCAGGUUAUAUGAGGGAAGUCAGUUAGCCUUUGCACACCUACAAACACUGGAUGUUGGGUGCAUAAGCCCUCUCAAAUGUUAUGGCCAUGCAUGGAUGUCCAAUGGGACAGGCAUGCCUAGUGUGCAAGGGGAGCCAACGUGGUGUGGUGCUUAUAGCGUUGGGCUGGGAGACCAGAGUUCAAAUCUCUACUUGGCCAUGAAGGUCACCAGGUGACUUUGGGUCAGUCACUGUCUCUCAGCCUAACCUACCUUGCAGGGAUGUUGUGAGGAUUAAAUAAGGAGGGCCAGAACCAUAUACAUCACCUUGAGCUCCUUGGAGAGAAAGGGGGGAUGUAAAUACAAUAAAUAAGCAAAUAAAUAAAUUGGAUCAAUUGGUAUCUGGAUUGGAAUGUGGUUAUUGUUAUGCUUCUCCCAACACAAUGGAAUGGUCUUCUUCUUCUUCUUCUUCUUCUUCUUCUUCUUCUUCUUCUUCUUCUUCUUCUUCUUCUUCCACUAGAUUUUUAAAUGAGAUAAAAACCACAAUCUGGUUAACUCUUGCAGAACUUAAAUCUUAUAUGCUUAAAACUUGAUGAAUUUCCAUGCACCUACUCCCCUAUGGAAGGAGGAUCUUUGCCAGAUCAGUGUGUGAGCUGAUUGGACUAACUACAGUAAGGCAUCAGUCCUAACCCCACUUACCUGGAGUAAACCCUAUUGAAUUAGGGAUUGCUGGAUUGUCCUGUAAGAUGGAAAGCCGUCUUGGAAAUAUUAUUGAUGAAAGCAACUCCUGCCUUUCAUGGAAAUUGUCUUAAGAAGUUUUCACAGUCUUUCUCGACAGCUUGCUCCAUGCAAACCGAAAAGCUUAGCUUGUUGAUCCUUAGACCUUGUCAAGUAACACCAGAGAAAACUAGCCCUGUUUCAUGUAUUCAGCCAUCAUGUGAGAGGAGAUAGCAUAUCCAAGAAGAAGCAGUUUAUAUAAUUUUUCCUAAAUAAAUCAACUCAGAAGACCAUUAUAAAACUUUUAAGUUUCUUCUCAAUCACAAAGGGUUUUUAACAGAACCCAGAACAAACUGCUUAGGUUUUUUUUAGCACAUUUUAGGUUGAGGCUCUGGUUUUCUUUCUUCCGAGCCAACGAGAAGUACAGGAAGCGCCAAAUAGCUCAGGUCUAAAUCAAAGAAAAUGUUUGCAAGUGUUCCUAAAGCUGCUUCUGUGUAAUGUUAAUGCUGUAUUAGCAUUUAGCUUAACUGCCUGAUUGUAUGUGUUGUGUAAAGAAGCAGAACACAAAUUUCUCAGUGGACCUCUUCAUUUGCAUGUUAUAUGCUUUCGCAUAUUUCCAAAAGCAAGUGAGUAAUUAGUUCCCAAUCUAUUCAUGAAUUCACAUAAUUAGCAAAAUGCUUUUGGUGCUUGCUUAAUAGAGAUGUUAGUGUAUUUAAAAAUUUUAAGGAAACAAACAACAAAUCAAAAUGGCUUCAUUUGCUGAGCCAUUUCUUGGGUUCCAUAGUAUUUCCUUAAAGAAAGUGGACCUUUGGCAAUCAACAUAUAGUUGUUUGUUUGCUUUUUUAAUGUAGGUAUUGAAGCCAAGCCUUUCUAGGAACUGCAUAAAGUGUCUGGUCUGAAAGCUGUCCUCUCUCAACCCAAAUGCAUAUGGUUAUCUCAGCAAGAAGGCAAAGGUGCUUUGCACAUACUCCAAGAGUUUUUCCCCCCUCCACAUGUUGGAGGAGAAAAAGAGGUUCUGGAGCUGAGCAACUAACUGCUCUAAUAAAACCAUCUGACAAACAGUUUAAAGCUUCCCUAAAAUGUGUGGUGCCCAGGAGUCUUCUCAGUCCCUGCCUGAAACACAACCCCAAGUCAUAUACCUAAGUCAUACCUGUGAGGUAUGAGUGUCACCAAAAAUGGCUUUCUCCAUUAUCAAGGCUCCAAGUUUCAAUUGAUAAAAGCAAGCAGUGCUCAUAGGAGCUUCCUAGUUAAAUGGUUGCUUCCCAAGUCAACACCCUCCUGUUCCCCCUUAACACAGUGUUGCUGGUGUUGAUAUAACUAUCCCAAACAUAAACUAAAUCAAUAAACGCUUGGUAAUGCACGCUAAAAUGUAUUCUGCUUUACUUUAUUUCAUUUAUCCCCUUAGACCAAAAGUCUCAUGGUGACUUACACUAAAACAAACACUACAAAUCAAAUGCAACAGAUGUUUUUAAAAUAUAUAUUAUGUCAACAGUAGCUAAAACACUCCAAUGAUCGUAUAAGAAUUCUCAAUAUAUUAAUCAAAUCUAUGUCUGGCUAGCUACCAGAAUAACCAGAAACUGACAUAGGAAGAUGCCUUACUCUGAGUGAGACCCAUUGGUUCAUCUACCUCAGAAUUGUCUACACUGACUGACAGUGGCUCUCCAGGGAGGGAGAGACGGGGAUUGAACUUGCGACCUUCUGUAUGCCAAGCGGAUGUUCUGUCACUGAGCCCAUGACUCAGUAGAAUAAUGCAAGAAGAGUGAUGAAGACUUUCUUUGAAUUUCAGUGAGACAAGACACGAGGUUUGGUCUAAUUUUGCAUUGCAUCUAAUAUCUUGUGAGAAAGCACAUAACUGAUGUUGAGUAUGGAUUCUGCUGCCCAUUGCAUUCCAGUACAACCAGUGAAAUGAUUUAGAAGCCCUUGAAUGUAUAAAUAGACAUACUGCACAUGGAUCUGGUGAGAUGUGCUCAGGAGCAGUUUUCCAGAUGAACAUGUGGUGCUGGAUAAGGAAGAGGAAGUGCAAAAGAAUGGUACUCACAUGGUUCUUGGUGCUGAACAAAGAAACCCAAUGCUAUUGCCUAUAUUUCAUUUUAAUUCAGAUUGUUACUUAAAAAACAACAACACUAUAGGUUAAAAAGCAUACUAUAGUUCAACAUGAUUGGCUGAGGAUGUAUCCUAGGCCUGCUUCUUAUGCAGCAUUUGCAAGUCCAUGUAUAGGGAUGGAGAACUCGUCCAUAGAUAUGCAUUCACCAUUUUCUCUUUUAACACCCAAGCGAAUUAUUCUGCCAACCUCUGAAAAAGAGCAUGUUCUCACAGUGCUUUGUGCUAGAGGAAAACAAUUACACUGAAUAAGGUAGACUAGCUCUGUUAUUGCGGUACAUAAGACUUUGAUUACAUACUGCCAAGAUUCAUACCAGCCUAGUAGUUGUUGACAGAUAAAGUAACAAAAAUGAAACUCAUUUAUUUUUUCUUUAUUGAGACCUCAAGGUAAAGCAAAUUUUCAGGUCUUGUACUUACUGCAUGGAAAGAACAGAGCCUGACAGUCAAAGUGUGCUGGUCCAGAAAUCUAAAUUAAACCUAGUUUCAUAUCAGAGUUUCAUUUAGUCUCUGAAAAGGAGCUGCUGCCUGGAUUACUUUUUUUUUUUAAAAAAAGAUCUAAAACAAAUAUACUGUGGAUUGCUGCAGUAUGCCUUGGAUAUGUUAUCCCUGUCACAUGUUUGAUUCUUGGAAUCCCCCACCCCCUUAAAAAUAUAAUUGCAGUGUGGUGUAUUUUGGGGGCGUUUUCUGCAAAGCAAUGCAUGUAUUCGCGACAACAACACACAAAAAUGUGGUAUUUUAGAGGAAGUUGCUUUGCAUAAAUAUUUAUGAGGCAAAUUUGCUUUACAAACAUUGUGCGUAUAAGGAAAUAUGAACACUAAACUCUUCCAUGAGGAUUUAUUUAUUUACUUAAAGAUUGCAAACUGAUGUGGAAAUGUGGAGAACUGAAUUUAAGAUUGGAAAAAUUAGAAAUGGAGGGCAACCCACGCCAGAUUUGACCAUCCCUGUUCUACAGGAAUGGGGGUUCCUGCAUGGAUGUCAGCACUGAAAGCUGCUAGGAGUUUAGUACAAAUAUGACCUGUCACAAUCCCUUCUUAAUGGCCAGUAUCCCUGUGUACCAGUGGUGGCCCCUCUCCGUGACUGGAUCAGGUGCAGCUCUCCACUUGCGCCACUAAAAACCCCUCUGGGCACAAGGAGCCCUCUUGCAGGACUAGAGCAUGGAAGCCCAUAAAGAGAAUAUUGUGUGCCAGCAGCUGUAUUUCCUUUUAUCAAUUUCAUUAGUUCCUGCAGCACUUUGUAUGGCUAGCUAUGGAAAUUGAAACUGCUAAAUGAGUACUUUUAUUUCAUCGAAACCAUUCUGCGGAUGCUGAGCCCAAGUUAAUACAAUUGCUGUUCAGAUUAAUGAGGCAGCGUUUGCAACAUCUCCUCUGUAAUUAAACACUUCCAUGGCUGGCAAUAGCAUUAAAGAUGCACCAGAUGUUGAAAGCUCAGUGGUGAAACUUAAAACUGUUAAAAUUGAAGGGGGUCACCUGUGAAACACAAUCUCCUUAACAGUCACUUUCAGAGCCCAUCUCAAGAAUAAUUUUGGUUUAGGAUUAGGUUUUAGGUAGCUUGCUUGUUUCUUUCUUUCUUUUUAUCAACCUAUCAUCUACAUUUGAGAAUUUUCUCAUUAGGUUCUGAGCAAAAGUAACAUAAACUGAACUUGUUUCCAAAAUUACCUUUUCUGACCUUUCCCUAGAUGAUAAUUAUGAAACCAGUCAGCUUAGAAGACUUGUUUUUUAAGAAAUCUUAUAAAGUAGUAGCAGAAAUGUCCCUCUUGUGUGCCGGUGUCAAAUUUCAAAAUUAACAUUUUGGUUCAUGUGCUUCUAAUAAUCACUGACCCUUACUUCAUGUACUUUCCACAGGAAAUGAAUGCAGCAGAAAUUACUUUGACCCUCUGAUGGAUGAGGAAAUAAACCCAAGGCAGUGUGGGAUGGAGGUCAGCAAAGAAGGUGAGGUGGAAUUAAGUAUGUAAUUUUUGUGUCAGAAUAUUCUUUCCCAUUCAUGGAAAUGAGGUGACAAAGAUCACAAAUUCGGUUCCAUUUAAAUAUCCAGCUUACAAUUUAAAUUAUAAGUAUUAGCCGCUCUAAAUGUGAUGGAAAGCCUUGGUAGUCUUUGAUGAAGGACAGUGUGUUAGCGGGCAGAUACAAGCAACUCAAUGUGGCCUGGCAUUCUGCUUACAGGUUGUGUUUAAAACUGAGUUUCAUGAGUGCAGGUAUAGAGUGGAAAAACACCCACCUAAGCAUAUGAGUUAAUUAAAAAAUGUUUAAAAUACCCGGUCAAGACUAGCAUAGCAAAUUGUAUAAUUUCUGCAGGCCUGGCUUUGAAUAACGCUACCGCAGAACUAAAUUAUUUUGACUGUGUGGGUUCACAAUCAGGAUUUUGUUGAGAAAAGACAACAAUCAAGUAUUUUCCUAGAUUUUAAAUCUCACGAUGGGGGAUGUUAUGUAGAACAGGUAGAAUAAGUGUCUUAAUUGUUCUCUUUUGGAAAUUUCCUUUUGUAAUCCAGGUUUGGUUAGAUACAUUAAAAUAAAAAUGUGGUCUUUUUUAAAAAAAGACAACCGUGUGAAUGAGAGACAAAUAUGAUCACACAGGGGAAGUACAGGAAAGACACCUAGAAAGCAAGCACAACUUACCGUACAUCAUCUUAAAUUAAACUGGCAUAAAAUACGCCAAAUCCAAACUCCAUUCAGUAGCAGGGAUACUGUCGGCUGAAAUGACCUAAAUCUGCCAGAGGGAAAACAAGCCUUUAGCAUCCUUUUGCCAGUGUAAUUUCAGCUAGGUUGCCAGGUCACAUGACUCAGCAGAAUGGAGUUAGGAUCCAGUAUAAGUCCUGCCCCGACCAAUCACUGACCAAUCACUCCCCAAGAAUCCCCAUUUUCCAGUGUGUGUUCUGCCAUUCCUGUGAUAAGGUAGUUACGCUGGGCUGGGGUUGAGGGCUUAUACUGGUGUAGCCUGGCUGACCUAGGAAACUGCUGGUUGAGCCAAAGAUCUGCCACAUCCUAACUUGUUCAUUCUGGAGGAUCUAGGGUUGGAUUGUACCACUAGAUUGAAUUGCUACCUAUAUGAGGAAAGCCGAAAGAAAAUCUCUUCCCAUUCCAAACUCAAUAACUCACUUCUACGGUCAACCAAACGACACACAAUUAAGAUGGAUAAUGCAAAAAGUGGGUGUGAAACAUAUGGACUUCCAUCAUUGACUGUCUUGUUGGAGGCCCACCCUUGUUAUAGAGGUACUACUUCUUGAUUUCUACCAGUUGCUGCCCUUAUACAAUAGUUUGCAGCAAGAGAUCCUUCCUUCAGCACACCCCAAACUUCCAUGUUGCCAGUCUUCAAAUCCAUCAGUCAAUGAUGUGCCUGUUAACUUAUAUGCAGACACACAAGCACACAGUAUUUCCAUUCCUUGGGCAUAUAAUAAAGGGUGAUGUGAAACAGAAGGAACAAAAUGGCCAGUGUUUCCAAGUUGACAUGCAGAGGCUUAGGCCAAUUUGUUCUUGUGAACAGGUUCCACGUGACCUUUCCUUGCUAUUCCAAGACACAAUUUAAUUAUCAAUUUAAAUCCAGCUGAACCAUAUCUCUACCAGCUUAACAGAGAGCAAGAAAUGCCACCCUAAAGAUGUUCAGAACUUGCCUUUAUAAACCUCCAAAGGCAGGAAUUUCCCUUGUUGUGGUAUACCUCAAGGCCACCACUGUAUGUGCCCUUGAUAUCUGAAUGUGACAGAUGGACCUUUGAAAGCCAUGAUCUUCCUUCGCAGUGAAGCAAGCCAUAUGGUUCAAAGGUCUGCCAGUCUAUCUUGCCAUAAAAUGUGCAAAUACACAGAGACUUAAUACAAUAAACACCCUAAAUCUUCCAGGAAUGUUAUCAAAGACCCAUUCAAAUAUUAUUAACUUUGUGUCCACAGCCUGUUGGAAUGGGAGACUGAACAACGUAAGAUGAAUAUUAAACAUUUCCUUGGGUUGUUAUGUGGAACAGACAAAAGCCCUUAGAAAAGUCCGUCCAAUUUGUUCCUUUUGUUUGACUUAAUAUAUUAGGUCUCCCUGUGUCUCGGGGAGCCAUAGCUAAAUGGCUGUCUUUUUGAAUUUCUCUUACCAUGUCUCUGGCACAACUGUCACUUGAAAGCCAUGUGAAAGUCCAAUUUACUAAGGGUAUGCCAGCCACGGCAAGCAGCCCCAGGUUGGUUAAGAUCUACAGAACCACAGCACAAGACUGAGCUUUUCUUUAUUCCAGACAUAAUUACUUUGAUCAGCAUGAGACCACAGAUUGGAAAAGAGAGCUUUGCAUAAGAUGUGUCCAGAAGACACAGUUUUAUUUUUGAAAAGCCCAAUUUAUGAUACAUGUUUCCUCCUUCCAUCACUCCUGCUUCUCUUCUCCCUCCCCUUCUCCUUUUUUCUCUUCUCUCCCUCUGGAAGUUUAAACAUGUGAAAAGAUAUACAAGGGGUGGUUUAGCCUUUUUAACCUUGGAUCUUUCUUUUUAAAACGUAUCCUUUGCUCAUAACCCAUUUAUACAUUGCACUGUUUCUGGGAUGUAGCAAUCAAAAAGUCAAAUGGGAAUCGCCCAGGGAGUCAAGUCCAUAGCAGAUCUUACUCUCAGAAGUGGAGAGGCCAGCCUAUGCAUCUCCACCCAGUUCUGCCCAAGAAAGGAAAUGGCAAGAUGACCAGAUGAAGAAGCCCCUCAUAUCAGGGGAAGUCAAUCUGGAGCCGUCCGGGUGUUGUUCCACUGGAUGGCAUUAAACCCUGCUGGCAUGGCCAAUAAUUGAAGAUGAUGGUUGCCCAGCAACAUUGGGAGAGCACCACAUUGGUUACCCUUACCUUAUACCUAACAUUUAUAAAACUCCCACAUCUGGCUUGCUUCUGGGUCUGAUCAACUAGUAAACCUGACCCUGUCACCUCCACCUUACUCCCAGCUGUGCAGGAGCUUGGUCUAAUGAUCAUGAUGAUGAUGGUAAUAAGAAUUUUAUUAUUUAUACCCCGCCCAUCUGGCUGGGUUGCCUAAGCCACUCUGGGUGGCUUCCAACACAUAUAAAAACAUAAUAAAAGAUCAAACAUUAAAAACUUCCUGAUACAAGGCUGCCUUCAGAUGUCUUCUAAAGGUUGUGUAGCUUUUAAUCUCCUUGACAUCUGAUGGGAGGGCAUUCCACAGGGAGGGUGCCACUACUGAGAAGGCCUUCUACCUGGUUCCCUGUAACUUCUUCUCGCAGUGAGGGAACUGAGAGAAGGCUCUCAGUGCUGGAUCUCAGUGUCCGGGCUGAACAAUGGGGGUGGAGAUGCUCCUUCAGGUAUACAGGCUGUUUAGGGCUUUAAAGGUCAGCGCCAAAACUUGAAAUGUACUUGGAAAUGUACUGCGACCCAGUGUAGAUCCUCCAGGACUGGUGUUAUAUGGUCCCAGCGGCCACUCCAAGUCACCAGUUUAGUUGCCACAUUCUGGAUUAGCUGUAGUUUCUGAGUCAACAUUAAAAGUAGCCCCACACAGAGUGCAUUGCAGUAGUCCAAGCUGGUCUGAGUGAGAAAAGGUUUUCUGUGACUUUAAAUGCUCUGCUUCUUAAGGGAUUACUGAUUCCUGCCCUACUCCAUCUCCCAGCAAUAGACUGUUAUUGAGAGCUGGCCAUUCUGUCUCACUUCCAAUAUUGCUGUUGCCCUUCCCAGCCAUGUGAAAGUUGCUGGUGUCCAGGAGAGUUGUUAAAGGUGUAACUCUAGCUACACUUACAAGGGAACAAGCUCCACUGAACACAGUGAGACUUAAUCUCAGAAACCACGCAUAAGUUUGCACUCUAAAUGCUUAUUACGUGCCAUGUUAUAUCCCCACUUAAAGAGUUUUUGAAAUUAUCCAGACUUAUCUGACCUCCAUUACUUCUCUUGUUUUAGUGCCUGUGAAGUUGGAUGAGAAACUCCUCUAUGACAAACUGAUGACUCUUCUAGAUGAAGAGAAUAGAAUUCUGGUGUCACAUGGUAAACGUCUUUCAUUCACAUAUUUGAACUGUGUUUGCUUUUUGGCUCAUUUAUGUAUAAUAAAGGACUAAGAGUUGGUUCACAACUUCCCAACCAUCAUUUAGUUUCUCUUGCUGAUGUAGGAAGAAGUUAUGGUCCUACAGAUGUUGCAGACCUUUAACUCCCACUAGUCCUGCCUGUUGACCAUGGUGGCUGGAGCUGAAGGGAGCUAAAGUCCGAAAAGAUCUGGAGGGCCACAGGCUCCCCAUCUUUACUCUGUCCAACUGCAUUUGAUACCUGAGAGGUGAAGUGUGAAUGGUCCCUGCCAAAAAGAACUGUGUGCUUGAGAUGCUCCAAAAAUUUGGUCUGUGGUGGUCCAUCUUCAACAGCAAAUGAUGUCUUGCUGUUGUAGUCAACAAGAAAUGAACAUAUGUGUGUGAGACCAAGCCCUAUGACUAGGUGAAUUUUCAUGAUUUCUACAUAGAAAUCAUUAAUGACACAUAGGUCACAAAAUAAUUGCAAGCAGGCACAUGAAUCCAUAUUUACAAGCUAUCCAACAAAUGCAUCGGGCCCCUAAACCAUACUGAAAACUUAGACAAUGUAAUGCUGCGUUAAAGCCAAAGGCCAAGCAAUUUUUUGUGUGUUUUGCCAGCCUCUUAAUUUUGCACUCUCAGACAAUUUCCUGUUUUAAAAAAUCAUAAAAUGGUAGUCAUUGCUGCCACCACUCAAAAUUAUCACUUAAUACUGAAUAUUUAAUAUUUUAUUUCUGCCCUCCAGGCAUCUGUCCUAUAUUACCAAUAUAUCCAUUUACCAAUCGUGUAUAGCACAAAAUAAUGUUCAAAGUACAAGCCUAUACAUGUGCAAUCAAAAGUAAAUUUCACUGGGUUCAGUGGAAAUUACUCCCAGGUAAGGGGCUAUGGGACAACAGUCUUAAGUGCAUAGGCAGUUACAGAGUGUAUACAUUUGGAGGAAAAUUAGUGCAGCAGACAAAACUGGUUUAUUCACGAGAACACUUGGAAUUCAAAAUAUAUCAGAUUAAAAAUCUCCAUAUCCCAUGGUGGUAGGGUUUCAGCACAGCUUUGGUACUCAGAAAUCGCUGAACAAUGUUAACUGGGCAAAAGUUAAAAUGUAUAUAAGAUGUAGAUAUUGGAGUCAGUUCUGUGUCUGAAUGUAUGGAAGGCAAAAAUGUAGAUGUGAUGUUUUCCCACAAAGGGGGGGGGCGGGAGGGAGUAGACAAAUCUAAAAACAUGGAUUUCUCUUCAUGUAACCCAUAUGAAGUAAGAUGUGAACAAACUGGUUGCUGUCAUCUUUUAGUGAUCCUAAUAUGGGAAAAUGAGCAAAAGAAUCCUCUUGAUUAUUUGUGACAAACUUCUGUAAGUAUCAGAACAAAAGUCAUGGUAUGAUUUGCAGGAGAGUAUGUAGUGUUGUAAUCCAAAAGUCCUGCAAAAUGCAAGCAUAUGCUUGUAACAGUCAGAAGAAUCAAUAUAUAUUAAUGCUGGGAGGAAACAAGACUAUUUUGUUUCAUUUCUACUUUUGCUAUUGCCCAAAAGGACUUCAAUUUUUGCCUAUUAUUUUGGUCCAAGCACAGAACCUUAAUGACCUUGCAGACAAGAAUUCUGCAUCAGCCUGCAUUUAAAGGUGAACCAAGUAAGAAAUACGAGGGUAAAGUGUGCAUAUAAAGUUAUCUAUUGAUGAAAACAGUGCUUUUUUUCCUAACAAAAUGUUUAGAGGUACUCUCAUUAUCCUACUCAUAUUGAAAUAUUGCCCCUCAAUGAGGCCAAACUUAGAUUCACAAAAUGUUUAUGGGUUUGUCUACCCCUGCGUCCCCCCCCCCCUCAAAAAAAGCACUGGGUGAAAAUAACAUACCGAAACGAAUUCUGUUAGGGGGAAUUGUAUACAAAACGGUGUAUGUUGAUGUGGAAUGCGGAGAGUCAAAUUUAAGAUUGGGAAAAAAGAGAAACUGAGAGAAACUGAAAUUGACAGAUUCACUCAUCCAUCGCUGAAAGGCAUGCUGAAACUUCAUUGUUCCACUCCACAUGUUUAUGUGCCCUUUUCUUAAGAGUCUUUGCUGGUUGCUUGGAAGUUUGAGUCAAAUGACUGUGCCAGACAUGAUACUAAUGAGUCAACGCGGCAAGGCGUUACCAUUCUUUUUGCUGCACCACUGUAUACAUCCUUAACAUUCCUACAGCGACAUUUUAGAAUCAAACUUGUUUUGUCGUGUAUUGCAGCUUGUUGGAUCUGAACAGUAUCUCAGAACUAUAAAUUGCAAGAGAGAGAAUUUCUCCCGGUAAAAAGAAUCUGCUGCAUUCUUUCUUUUUCUAGAAAAACCAGAUGAAGACACUUUAGAUUCUGCGUGGCCUGCUGGCUUUACCAAGACAAGUGGACUUUGUGAGGAAGGCGACGAGGAAGAGACUCGCCCUUACAUUGAGCAGUUUGAGAAGAGUGUUCAGGAUGAGAUUAUUCUCCUUGACAACUUUCCACGGGAACAG
Podarcis lilfordi (Lilford's wall lizard) is the source of this 25626-nucleotide messenger RNA. The record is from the annotation of a GenBank genome assembly. Lineage: Eukaryota; Metazoa; Chordata; Lepidosauria; Squamata; Lacertidae.